Molecule: messenger RNA, 1260 nt
Organism: Triticum turgidum subsp. durum (durum wheat)
Lineage: Eukaryota; Viridiplantae; Streptophyta; Magnoliopsida; Poales; Poaceae
Source: the annotation of a GenBank genome assembly
AUGUUCCUAGUGGCCGGGGUAUGCUGUAUGCACUUCUGCAAAAGAAACCACUCAAUCUUGACUGAAAUUCCUGGAGAAACUUCUGUUCUUGAUGCUGUUAGAAUUUUAUCUGAGCACAACAUAAGGGCAGCGCCAGUGCUUAACCCUGAACCUGGUGCUCCGGCUGAUUGGCAAGGGAGGUAUCUUGGCAUCAUUGAGUACUCAGCCAUCAUCCUUUGGGUACUAGAUAAUGCUGAUCUUGCAGCCGUAGCUCUGUCAGCUGGAUCAGCAACUGCUGCAGGAGUUGGAAUGGGGGCUGUUGGUGCAGUGGGUGUGGCAGCAUUAGGUGCAACUGGCCCGGCAGCUGUCGCUGGAUUGACUGCUGCUGCAGUAGGGGCCGCUGUUGCUGGCGGGUUAACUGCUGAAAAGGGUGUUGCAAAGGAUGGAGUAACUGCUGCUGAUCAUUUAGGGGAAGAUUUCUACAAAGUUCUGCUUCAGCAAGAACCUUUCAAAUCGACUACAGUUCGGUCAAUUGUUGAGUCCUACCCGUGGUCUCCUUUUGUGCCUGUUACGCUUGACAGUUCAAUGCUUGCUGUACUACUGUUGCUCUCCAAGUACAGGUUGAGGAAUGUCCCUGUGAUUGAACCUGAUAAGCCAGUUAUUAAGAACUUCAUUACUCAGACUGGUGUUGUUAAAGGACUUCAGCAGUGUAAAGGAAGGGAUUGGUUCGACUAUAUUUCGGCACUCCCUCUUUCAGACAUGGGGCUUCCAUUCAUGUCUCUUGAUGAGGUUAUUACGGUUAACAGUGAUGAUCUAAUCUUAGAAGCUUUCAAGUGCAUGAAGGAUAACAAAAUUGGCGGCGUACCUGUAGUAGAAGGUCCCAAAAGGAAACUGGUCGGUAGUGUGAGCAUAAGGGACAUUCGCUUCCUGUUGCUUAGGCCUGACUUAUUUUCUGAUUUCAGGCAUCUUACCGUCUUGGAGUUCAUGAAUGCUCUAGGUUCCACUCUUCCUGAUUCAGGGGGCAACGGACUGGUGAAGCCGCCGCUCACCUGUGCACCUGAUGCCUCUAUGGGCAGCGUGAUCGACAGCAUCGGAUCGAGGAUAACCCACCGGAUAUACGUGGUGGAUGGUGACUUUGAGGUGGUUGGUGUUGUGACACUGCGAGACGUGAUCUCUUGCUUCAUCCACGAGCCCCCUGGCUUCUGCGACAGUUAUCUUGCUUCAGCGAUGGAGAAGCUCGAGGACAAGGGCGAUGCCGAUUCCUCCGUUGAGAACAGCUGA